AAACCCCAGAAGAAGAAGAAGAAGAAGAAGAUCAACAAGAAAAACAAGAAGAACUAAAUGUUUGGGGAAAUAGUGUCGUUGUUUGCUUAUCUACAUCGGUAUUCGUUAAAGCUUGUCGGUAUUCAGUACAGAUUGGGACAAUGAGUACUUUCUGAGCGCCUUCUUCAGUCAGUUGAACGCAGUGUGGAUGUUGGUGAUUUGGAGAACUUUAUUAGGUGAUAAGAGAGGAGAGUGAUGGCGAUAGCGCACGCCGCCACAGACUAUGUGUUCACGGACUUCGUGCUGAAGGAGCCCGCCUCAGAGAACCGCUACAGAGGCAUCCGUCUGGAGCUGGCCCUGGAUAAGAUGGUGACCUGUGUGGCUGUGGGACUGCCCCUCCUGCUCAUCUCUCUCGCCUUCGCCCAGGAGGUGUCUGUCGGUACACAGAUUAGUUGUUUCUCCCCGACGAAGUUCUCGUGGCGUCAGGCAGCGUAUGUGGAUUCGUUCUGCUGGGCUGCAGUGCAGACACAGGACACAGGAGGACUGCCGCUGUGGCUGCACAAGUUCUUCCCUUAUGUGCUGCUGCUGGUGGCAGUAUCAGUUUAUUUGCCGGCGUUGUAUUGGCGCUUCACAGGAGCUCCAGUGCUUUCUUCUGAUCUGACCUUUAUAAUGGAAGAACUGGACCGGUCCUAUAACAGAGCCGUCAAACUGUCGAAAUGCCUUUACACAGCAGGAAAACUGGACACUGAGUCAGCCCGCAUGGACUCACACAGCUCUGUGAGAGAUCUUACCGAGAGCUACUUUAAAUAUCCUCUGGUGGAGCAGUACCUGAGGACCAAGCGCUUCUCUCGAGGAUUACUGAUCCGAUACCUCCUCUGCCGCACCAUCACUUUCCUGGCCCUCGUGCUAGCCUGCAUCUACCUCUGCUUUUACAUCCAUCUCUCCUUCACAGAUGAGUUUCAAUGUGACAUCCGCACCGGAGCGGUUCUCAACGACUCCUCAGUUCCUCCGGCCAUGCAGUGCAAGCUUGUCGCUGUGGGCAUCUUUCAGCUCCUGAGCUACAUCAAUCUGUGUGUGUAUCUGCUGCUGGUGCCAUUGUGCUUGUACGCCAUGUUGGUUCCGUUCAGAAGGACCUUGGGCUUCUUGAAACCCUACGAGAUGUUACCCACUAUAGGGGUAAUGCAGUUUGGACCGGUGACCUGGGAUGAUCAAGCACUGUACCUGCUGUUUCUGGAGGAGAACCUCAGUGAGCUGAAGAGUUAUAAGUGCCUGAAGGUGUUGGAGUUGUUAAAAGAGCAGGGAGAGGACUCGUUUGACGCCUUGCAGCUGUUGCAGACUCUUGGACAGGUUAAGACCGAUGUGGUGGACGGCAGAUUGACAGGAAAGGACCAGAAAAUCAACAGCACCAACAAUGGUGACAUUGAAAUGAAAGAGGUCUCUCCUCUGCUGCAGGAUGCUGGCGUGAGAAGUCCUGAUGGAGAGAAGGUUGUGCGUCAGAGGGUGAUCUGAGCUGAGCUGAGCUGGGCUGUGGUGUGUACAGAGAGUGCUGCGUCACACACCUGGAGCACACACAGGAAGAGGAAGAUGUGUGAACAUCUGGAGCACACAGAGGAAUAGAUGGAGGAAGACUGGGAGAAUGCCGUCCUUUCAUGAUGAAUGCAUUACUAAGACUCACGGACUGCAGUCAGAUCCUGUUUUAGUGCUUCUUGUGGGGUUGGAUAUGAACUGCUUUAUAUUACCUUAGUUUCAUAGCAGAAGAUGAAGAGUUAUUGUGUGGAAAUGAUGCCUUUACUUGACUUGUAAAACUGACUUAUUCAGGUCCAUGCUCACAUUGUCACGCACCAGACCAAAGCUGCCUGUGAGUGUCUGCUGAUUCUCUCAUUCUGAAAUAAUGAGGAAAAUGUAAUAAACUGAAUGAAAAUGUUAAUCUGAGAAUCUUUUUGAAAUGUGAAUUGUGGGAAGAGGAUGAAAUUGGAUUAUCUGCCGUUUCUGCGCAGAUUGAUUUGUCCAUUUGUUUUCUGCAUCCAUGGCAUUUUUAAUACUUGUGUGAAUCAUGUUUUGUGUCUUUGUUCUGAAAAAUAAAAAAAGAUUUUUUUUCUUU
Molecule: messenger RNA, 2080 nt
Organism: Carassius auratus (goldfish)
Lineage: Eukaryota; Metazoa; Chordata; Actinopteri; Cypriniformes; Cyprinidae
Product: pannexin-1-like
Exons: 6
Coding region: 235-1488 (417 amino acids)
Biological process (GO): cell-cell signaling; positive regulation of interleukin-1 production; monoatomic cation transport
Cellular component (GO): plasma membrane
Molecular function (GO): wide pore channel activity
Source: RefSeq, a predicted model, not a curated record